GUCCAGAAUGCCCUUGCCUCAGCACUGAGAGCUGGGGGAGAAAGAGAGGAAGGAGAGUGAAGCUGGGAUAGAGACACCAGCAGGUGCUGAGGAUAGAAACAAACAAGGUGCUAAGAAAAAGCUAGGUUGUCAGGGAAAAGUGUGUUAAAAGAUAACCAAAGAGCAGAAGAUAGGCAGACAGAAACUAUACUACAAUCUUAGUUGUUCUUAAGCUGAAGCCCACUUAUUUUAUGCCACCCUCACAGAGCUCUUUACAGUCUUUUUCUCGUACGGAUUCUCCCUCCUCCUCCUCCUUUUCGACCUGUCCUCCUCUUUGACAGACAGAGCCACCAUGGACACCGGCAGCCCCAGGAAGAUACAGUUCACCGUUCCCCUACUGGACACCCACCUGGACCCGGAGGCAGCUGAACAGAUCAGAAGACGCAGACCCACACCUGCGACUUUAGUGGCAUCCAGUGAUCAAUCCUCACCUGAAAUAGAUGAAGAUCGUCUCCCAAACCAGCUGUACAAGGCAGCGCUAUUAAAUUCUCCUCGACAACGGCGAAAAGGGCAAAAGGGAACACCGACAAUGAAAGAGCUGCAGUUUAUGGUAGAGCACCACCUGUACAUGCAGCAGCAGGGAGCUGGGGAUGAGUGCUCCUCAGAGAGCUGCCUGUCGGACCGCCCCAGCCCCGACUCUGCUCCCACCGGGGAGGAGCUCCCCCACGACGAUGAGCCCACUGCAGGGGCCUUUGAGAAACUGCGCUGCCAAAUGGAGGAGUUCUCAAGGGAGAGUUUGUUAGAAGCUGCUGAUGGACUCGAGUGCCCCCUCUCCAACGUAGCAGAUCGCUCAUCACAACAAAACAACGCACAAGCAGAAACAAAAGCAGCAGCAUCCAGUGCGAGUCAGCCGGCCGAGGAGAAAACAAAGAAAUGUAGCCUGAAGAAAGAGAAUUAGAGCGGCCUUGUGUAUAACACAAAGCUGCUCAGUCUGCUCAGACGGCCCAACACAAUGACAGAAUAUUGUGUCUGCAGAUCCAAUUUUUAGAAACAUCAGGGCAUCUAUGUUCCUCUACAGUCAGGUCUUAUUAUCCCAAGAACAAAGGUUUUUAAACUCAUUUUAAUCCUGUGUGAAUUAUUUAAAUAUAAUAUAUUUGUUGUCUAUAGCCUCCCCUGCACUAAUAAAACUAGCUUACUGUGCCAGACUGUGAGUUACUAUCUAGUUAAUGGGAAAGCAAGAGUCUUUUCCUGUUUCAGUCACACACAAUCAUUAUCAUAAACUACCACCAUUCAAAUGAAUAAUGUCCACUUUAAUGUUCCAAAGCAAUUUGUAUUCCUUUUAGUUUUUGUCAUUAAAUCUGCCAGUACCCUCUUACUGCAAUUGUUCCAUCUCAAAGCAAUACAAAUGUAUUUGUACCUCAUAGAUAACCGGGGCCAAAAUCAUCACUUUUAAAUUCAAAUGUCAUCUUUAGUUAGUUGGAUGCAGAAUCUAAAAUGGGUAGGACAACUGAGCAGAUUUGCAGUUUUUAUCAAAAAUAUAUUCAUGUUUGUUACACUGACUGCAUUGCAUGUUCUUUUUCUGCUGCAGCAUGUAGAGCUGCAGCGAUUAGUCUAUUCAUUGAUUGAGAGAUAAUGUAUGGGCAACUAUUUUGGUAGUCCAGUGAUCCUUUUGAUUCAUGUUUUGAAGAAUAAAUGCCAUAAUCCUCUGAUUGACUUAGUCUUCUUCUAUGACAUAUAACUUAUUUGGACUGCUGGUCAAAACGUAGACAAAACAAUAUGUCAUCUUAAACUUAAAAGACAUUUUGAAGAGAAAUUGGUUCAUCAGUUCAUUGAUUAUUCGAGUUAAUAAACAGAAGAUUCAUUUAUGAAAUUGCUAGUUAUAGCCUGAACAGCAUUACAUAUCUGCUCUGUAAAUUACUUUUUUGGUGUUCAACUUUGAGUAAAAAACAGAAACCAAAAGGGAAAACGUUUUUGGAUUCAUGAAGGCGCCCCCUAUUUUAGCAUUAAUUUGUGGGACUACUGUUCUGGUAUACGUAGAUAGGGACCUUGUUCCCAUAAAUAUAAUCCCUUCAUUUUAAACCUUGUUAAGUUAUGGCAAGACAUCUGCCUGCAACAUAACACACUUUCCUGCUAAAGUCUCGUUUUCAUAACUUACAAACAACAUGUCCUUCACCUUAGCUUGUUGAAUGAGAGUCCAAACAAGCUUCUUUUUUUCUAACGGGGUAAAAGUGCACUGCUAACCUCAAUUUGCAGGCUUGAUAGAGUAGCUUAUUAGCAGGUCAGCUGCAGCACAUAAACUGCAUGAUAACUUACCUGCAAAUGUACGGUAAGCUGCAGGUCUGGUCCUUAGGCAGGAGGCCUAAGGACCAGAGCUUGCACACUGCCUGCGUGACACGCACGUGUCGAGCCGUACCGAAGACGAGUGCAUGCCAUGAAUAGCACCGCCGCCAAUUUUUCAAGCAACACACAACCGUGUUCUUUUAGCGGUUUCAGGCAAAAUAGAAUACGUAAUAAACAUAAAUGCAGAUAUAAAUGUAAUUAAAAAAAAAUUAAAAUAAAUAAUUAUCGAUUUUCAAAUAUUGCACCUGUCAAUACGGAACAAAAUAUUCUGUAGCCUAUUUUGCUGUCAAUACUGCCAACGUUGUCUUCGCUGUUAUCAAA
Molecule: messenger RNA, 2640 nt
Organism: Etheostoma cragini (Arkansas darter)
Lineage: Eukaryota; Metazoa; Chordata; Actinopteri; Perciformes; Percidae
Product: protein phosphatase 1 regulatory subunit 1A-like
Exons: 7
Coding region: 332-937 (201 amino acids)
Biological process (GO): intracellular signal transduction
Cellular component (GO): cytoplasm
Molecular function (GO): protein phosphatase inhibitor activity
Source: RefSeq, a predicted model, not a curated record